AUGCUUCGCUCGGCGUCCGCCUCGGCGAGCUCGCUCCAGAGGGCAGCUGCUCCCCGGCUGCUCUCCACCUGCCGUGCUGCAGCUCGCUACCCCUCUCCUGCUACUGCUGCCAUCUCCCGCAGCUCCAGCAACAGCUUCACCUCGCCCUCCACCCUGCCUACACAGUUCCGCAGAAGCAUCCACGCCACCGCCCUCAGGAUGGCCGCCAACACCAGAACCGAGAGCGACGCCUUUGGCGAGAUCCAGGUCGAUGCCGACAAGUACUGGGGUGCGCAGACCGAGCGCUCCCUCACCAACUUCAAGAUCAACCAGCCCCAGGACCGCAUGCCCCCGGCCAUUGUCAAGGCCUUUGGCAUCCUCAAGGGCGCCGCCGCCACCGUCAACAUGCGCUACGGUCUCGACGAGAACAUUGGCAAGGCCAUCCAGCAGGCCGCCAAGGAGGUCGCCGACCUCAAGCUUCUCGACCACUUCCCUCUCGUCGUCUGGCAGACCGGUUCCGGCACCCAGUCCAACAUGAACGCCAACGAGGUCAUCUCGAACCGUGCCAUCGAGAUCCUCGGCGGCAAGAUGGGCUCCAAGAAGCCAGUCCACCCCAACGACCACGUCAACCGCUCCGCCUCGUCCAACGACACCUUCCCCACUGUCAUGCACAUCGCCGCCGUGCUCGAGCUCGAGGGCGACCUCAUCCCCGCCAUGCGCAGCCUCCGCGACGCCCUCCAGAAGAAGGUCGACGACUUCGAGGCCAAGAAGAUCAUCAAGAUCGGCCGUACCCACCUGCAGGACGCCACUCCCCUGACCCUCGCCCAGGAGUUUUCUGGCUACGUUGCUCAGCUCGACAUGGGAAUCAAGCGCAUCGAGUCCUCGCUCCCCGACCUCAGACUGCUGGCUCAGGGUGGCACUGCCGUCGGUACUGGCAUCAACACCUUUGAGGGCUUCGCCGAGGCCAUCGCCGAGGAGGUCACCAAGAUGACUGGCACUGAGUUCAAGACGGCACCCAACAAGUUUGAGGCCCUUGCCGCCCACGACGCCUGCGUCCAGGCUCACGGCUCGCUCAACACUGUCGCCGCCUCGCUCACCAAGAUUGCUCAGGAUAUCCGGUACCUUGGCAGCGGUCCCCGCUGCGGUCUCGGCGAGCUCAACCUGCCUGAGAACGAGCCCGGCUCGUCCAUCAUGCCUGGCAAGGUCAACCCCACGCAAUGCGAGGCCCUUACCAUGGUUUGCGCCCAGGUCAUGGGCAACCACGUUGCUGCCACUAUCGGAGGCAUGAACGGCCAGUUCGAGCUCAACGUCUACAAGCCCCUGAUCAUCCGCAACCUGCUGCACAGCAGCAGACUGCUCGCUGACGGCAUGCGCUCGUUUGAGAAGAACCUCGUUGCCGGCCUCCAAGCCAACGAGGAGAAGAUUGCCAGUAUCAUGAAGGAGUCGCUCAUGCUGGUGACCUGCCUGAACCCGAAGAUCGGCUACGACAUGGCCUCCAAGGUUGCCAAGAACGCGCACAAGAAGGGCCUGUCUCUGAAGGACAGCGCCAUGGAGCUCAAUGCCUUGACUUCUGAGGAGUUUGAUGCCAUUGUGCGUCCCGAGCUCAUGAUUGGCCCGUCGCCCUACAAGAAGUAG
This is a messenger RNA of Microdochium trichocladiopsis, 1614 nucleotides long. Its product is annotated as mitochondrial putative fumarate hydratase. The transcript is spliced from 2 exons. The coding region runs from base 1 to 1614 and encodes 537 amino acids. The record is from RefSeq and is a predicted model, not a curated record. Gene Ontology annotation, biological process: fumarate metabolic process; tricarboxylic acid cycle; malate metabolic process. Gene Ontology annotation, cellular component: tricarboxylic acid cycle heteromeric enzyme complex; mitochondrion. Gene Ontology annotation, molecular function: fumarate hydratase activity. NCBI's taxonomy places the organism in Eukaryota, Fungi, Ascomycota, Sordariomycetes, Xylariales, Microdochiaceae.